Glossina fuscipes is the source of this 2509-nucleotide messenger RNA. RefSeq lists its product as uncharacterized. The coding region runs from base 666 to 2243 and encodes 525 amino acids. The record is from RefSeq and is a predicted model, not a curated record. The transcript has 3 exons. NCBI's taxonomy places the organism in Eukaryota, Metazoa, Arthropoda, Insecta, Diptera, Glossinidae.
AAUUAUAUGAACAACAACAAAACGAAAGAAAACACAUUGAACAUAUUGACUGUUUAGUAAUUUACAUACGCACCACUCAUAGAGCUUUGCAUUUAUAUUUAAUCAAACAGCUGACUGGUUCGAUUCGAACCGAGUAGUAGUUGAGCUGCUAAGUACAAUUUUAAUUUAAUGUUUUACGAGUUUCUCUCGAUCGUUUGCGAGUUUCAGAUGUCGAGACUGUUUUCGCGUGUUUGUAAAAAUAACUGUAAAUUAUUAAGAAGAAGCAGUUUUGUUUACAAACAGCAAGAAGAACAUGAGUUGAUAAAUAAAAAAAAGGAAAGAAAAAGCCAAUUAUGAAUGAAUUAAGAAAAAUUAAUAACAAAAACAUAAAGUUCAAAUUUGUGGAAGAAAUUUCCUUUAAUUUAAUAUUUGUAUUAAAUGAAGCAUUUGUGAAGUGUGUACAAUUGUUGCGUGUAAAAUCCACUUCUGGAUUAUUUUAACAACAAUUUUGCAAAAAGGAGCUUUGAAAAAAUUUCAAAUUUCGUCGUCGUCGUCAUCGUCAUCGUCGUGGUCGUCGUCGUAAGAAAUAUUGUGCUGUUUGACUGUUGUGUGGUGCAUUUUUUUUUCUUGCAAUAGUCUUCAUAGACUAGGCCUCCCUUCGACGCUUAUCAUCGUGGCAUGCAAAUAUGGCCUUUUAUCAAAUGCCUCAAUGUUGGCCUUUCAAUGCAAUUAACCCUUCAUUGUUUGAGGAAUUUCUCACACCAAUUAGAAAGUUUAUUAUAAUUUUAUUAUUUUUAACGCGGAAAAAUUAUUAUAAUAUAAAUUAUGGUAAUAACAAUAAUAGUAACAAUAAUAAUAAUAAUAACAAUAACAAUUACAAAGAGUGCACAAAUUUAAAAUCACAAAUUCAACGCAAUUUACAAUAUUGCUUUAGCUCAUCAUCAGUGUUCAUUAUAAUGUUGACGAUAUUGUGUGAAACAUGCGCUUAUCCUAUUCAUGGUGGUGUUUCUGCAUCGGUGCACAAUAAACAAACACGUAGUAUUGCGGAUUUGUAUAUGAAUCGCCAUCAUACGCAUCAUCAACACCAACAGAAGCACCAAUAUCAGCAUCACAAUAUAUCAACAUCAUCAGCAUCGUUAUCAUCUACUAUUGCGGCAGCAUCAAUAGCUGCCAGGGAUUUAACAAGUAUAGAAAAUGAUGGCGAUAUGACAGAUUUUAUUGCAGCCUCGCCAUCAUCAUCUUCAUCGUCGUCAUCGUUAUCAAGGCAUUUACAAUUGGGUACAAAAGAAAAUACAGGUUGUCCAUCUACAACCAGUUCACAUUGCUUGCGUUGCAAUAGUGAAGGUUGCAUAAAAUGUCCCGUCUUCUUAGUGACAGAUAGUCGGCAAUGCGUAGAGCGUUGUCCAGCCGGUUACAUAGAUCAAUGGUCGGCCCACACCGAAUUUAUGGGACGCGUUUGUGUUACCACCGGAUACUCUGGAGCGCUAAUGGCAGCUUUGGCCGGUAUGUUUGGUGGCUUUUUAAUAUGCCUUUCCAUACUGGCAAUAGCGGUGAUGGUGAUGAAGCGACGAAGACGUCGCAAGACUAUUAAACAAAAGUUAAUCAAUGAAAAUUCAAUGGAUCGUUCAGAUUUUCUACGCCAGCUUAACGAAAUGCGGCCAAAUGCUGAAUAUUUCCUAGCCAUGCUAAACGAUACACGCCGUCAAAUACGUAAAUUGUAUUUAAGCGGGGACAUUGUGGCGGCCAAUUCGUAUCGGCCUAUAGUACGUGAUCUGGCCAGAAUUCUUAUUUUAUUAAAUCGUCCCAUUGAACUGAUACCAGGUGCUCCGCACGAUUGGAAUCGCUUAUAUAGCUGGUCCGAACAAGUACUGGAACGUUACAAACCUCAAGUUGGUCAACUAAUCGAUUUCUUUCAAACACCCGGUCAUGUGGGGGUGGAUGUUGACGAAUUUGAUGCCCACUCUGUAUAUCGCCAGAAAGCAGGAGGCGGCGGCUUUUAUCGGCAAAGUCCUCUACAGUCUACAUCGAAUCUUACAACGACCACCAGUAAUACAAUUAAAUCGCAAAAAAUGCAUAUAUUCGGCUCUUUAAUCAGCUUGCAUGAAUUUGAGGAGCCUCGACCUUCCGAUCCGUUCGGCAGUAGUUUCAAUACGCUCAAGAAUGGCAAUUUAAUAACUGAUCUAAAUGCCAGUUCGCUUUGGUUGGAAGACGAGUUUUAUAAACUGGGUUUUCGACCACAAGAUGAAAUAACCACCGAAUUAUAGAGUUUUUUGUUGUUAAAAAAAAUUUGUUGAAAUAGAAAUAAUUUAGUUAACGUGUCCUGUAUGAGCUUGAUGGGUCGUUUCAUUUUGAAAUAAGAUUUUGAGCUUUAGUUUAAUUUAUAUUUAACAAAAGAAAAAAAAGGGGAAGAAGAAGAAAAGAAUGAAAAAUCGAAGUAUUAUAGGUAUGUUGUUGUUCAUCACAAUUAAAAAAAAAAAAAUUAAAUAAAUAAAAGAAAAACAAAGUGAUCACAAAUUAUAUUUGUUAAAAA